Messenger RNA from Trichoderma virens Gv29-8, 2113 nucleotides. RefSeq lists its product as uncharacterized. Lineage: Eukaryota; Fungi; Ascomycota; Sordariomycetes; Hypocreales; Hypocreaceae. The transcript has a single exon. Gene Ontology annotation, cellular component: nucleus. The coding region runs from base 304 to 1497 and encodes 397 amino acids. Gene Ontology annotation, biological process: tRNA N1-guanine methylation. Gene Ontology annotation, molecular function: tRNA binding. The record is from RefSeq and is a predicted model, not a curated record.
AUUGGCGAUUAAGGGCGUUCUAGCGGUGUCGCAGUGACCAAUUGUGAUUUCCAAGAGCUUUAUUCAGCUAAAAGGCUACUUUGGAUAUCAAAAACCUCAAAAAUAGCUGGUACUACACUUCUGUGACUCACCAUCACAUAAACAGUCGCCGGCAGAGGUGAUCUCAACAACACAGCAGACAGUUCAAUCUCAAAGCCAACCCGGCUCCAAUUGAACUUCUCAUCCCGGAUCGAAUCUCCGUUAUCUCAUAACCUCAUCAAGAACCCAUCACUCAAGUCAUACCACACAUAAAUCAUCGCAGAAAUGAGUUCCCUGGAGUCUACCGAGGCCUCAACACAGCCUCUCUCAGAACCAAUGGACACUCACCAAGAACAAGAACAAGCUCAACCCGCCCCCUCAAACCCUCCCAUGUCCAAAAACGCCCUCAAGCGUCUCCGCAGGCAAGAAGAAUGGGAAGCCGGCAAAGACGACCGCCGCAAGCGCCGCAAGGAAAAGCGCCACGAGCGCAAGUCUCGCGUCCGCUCCGAGCGCGCCGCUCUCAUCGCUCAGGGCGUCGACCCUCUGGAGCUACAGAAGAAGAAGACGCCUUCAACUCUAGCCCCUAUCGGUAUCAUCAUCGACUGUGACUUUGAGGAGUACAUGAUGGACAAGGAGCGCGUCUCGCUGUCCAGCCAGGUCACCCGGUCGUACUCUGACAACAAGCAGGCGAGGUAUCGCUCGCAUCUCUGGGUCGCAGGCUUCAACAAGGGCAUCGCAAAGCGCUUCCACGAGGUCCUCGGUGCGCAGCACAAGAACUGGAAGGGCAUCUGGUUUCACGACGGCGACUUCACUAGCUGCGCGGCCAAGAUCCGUGAGCGCAUGAACGCCACCGACGGCAGCGGAGGCGAAAUGAUUGAGUCGCUGCAGCGCAGCCUCGACGAGGCUCCCGCGUGGACUCGUGAUGAAACCGACCCUUUUCCUAUUCCUGGCCCGGAGCCGCCCCUGGAUGAGGCGAACAAGGACGUUGUGUACUUGUCAUCUGAUUCCCCUUACACACUUGAACGCCUGGAACCAAACACAUGCUAUGUCGUAGGUGGACUGGUUGACAAGAACCGCGAAAAGGGCCUUUGCUAUAGACGCGCGCGGGAAAAGGGCAUCCGUACAGCAAGAUUGCCAAUUGGCCAAUUCAUGGUAAUGCAGAGCCGGCAAGUCCUAGCGACGAACCAUGUUGUUGAGAUUAUGCUCAAGUGGCUAGAGUGCGGCGACUGGGGCCAGGCGUUUUUGAGCGUGAUCCCAAAGAGAAAGGGCGGAAGAUUAAGGGGUGAGGAUGCCGGCGAUGGUGAAGGAGGUGAGGAAGAGGGUGAGGAAGCAGGUGAGGAGGAGGAGCAGGGGCAGGAUGAAGAAGACGAUGAGGAGGAGACAUCAGAAACCAAGGCACAAGACGCUGCAACAGCUGAGGCAUCAGCUGAUGCUGCAGACGAAGGACACGCUGAACAAGUAAAAGAGACAUCAUCAUAGGCGUAAUUGUUGUAUACGGCUCCUUGAAUAAUACCAAGCAAGAUUCAUGCCCAAAAACCUGCUGCACAAAAUUAUAUAUCCCUCCUGCUAUAUGCAACCUGGUGACAGUCCAUUGAUGCUCCAUAUCAUUAUGACUCUAAAAAUCCAUUGAAUCGUCCUCUCGCUCUCGCUUUACUUUUGCAACACCUUCAUCUUUGAUGAGAGCCGACACAAAUGAUCUGAAUUGCUCAACAUACGGCUUGAGGCUGGUCUUUUCCCAGUCAGCAACGUUGGCUUUGGACUUGUCAUCUUCAUCACCGUCCUCUCCACCCUUCCAAGUAUCGAUUUCCGCGAGUAAGCUUUGCACCGUAGGUACGCCAAGAGGAUCAAAGUCCUCGAGGUUUUUGGUAUCAAUGGGCACGCAGACUCGCCCCGUGCCUGGAUGCACAACAAAGGGGCUCUUGAGCAAAUGGUUCAGCUUCUUGCUGACUUCGAUAUCGAGGCGAGGAUAUGUAUAUUCCAGUACAAUAUCCUGCUUAGCUUCCAGCAAUCCUUUUGCGUCCAGAUGCUUACUUGCACCGGUCUUAGCCACAGCGUCAAUAUCAGCCCAUUUUGAUGUUGACGAUCGCCCUGGAGC